AUGCACCCAAUCGCACUCCCUCUUUCCGUCGCCAUCGCCGCCCUCCCCUUCUUGACCGGAUCCAAUGCCCAGGACGCCUCUUCGACCAUCGACUCUCUUUCCCAAAGCCAAUCCGCGACUUCAGAGUCCGUCUCCCCUUCUGGUAGUUCCGUCGCGGGCGGUGCUGGCGGCUCCCAACCAGGAGGGUCCUCCAAUUCCCAAUUCCAGCUUCAAGAAUACCUCACAUUCUUGAACGACUCCGGCUACAGCUCCCUCUCGAGCGCCAUCCAACAAGCCAACGAGACGGAGAGCGGUCAGCAAUGGCUUUCUCAGCUCUCGGAUGGUAGCUGGACUGUGUUUGCACCGACCAACGAAGCCUUCUCUUCUGUUCCCCAAGAAGUUUCGAGCAAUGGCACCGCGCUCGCCGACUACCUUUCUUACCAUUACGUCUAUGGUGACUUGCGACAGGGUGUCGUCGGUACGCCACUUAACGGCGGUGGUGGAGGCGGGGGUGGCUCCGGCGUUCCACAGUCCACUUGUAUCAACCAACUCCAAGGCGGCGGAGGUGGUGGUGGUACAUGCCUGACUGGUACUCCAACUGGCACCCCAACUGGCACCCCCCAAGGUGGUGGGGGCGGCGGUGGGGGCGGGGGAGGUACUGGCGUUCCUCAGUCAAAUUGUAUCAACCAACUUCAGGGCGGCGGCGGAGGUGGAGGCACAUGUCUGACUGGUACCCCAACUGGCACUGGGCGAGGUGCUCCUACUGCUGCUUCUGCACUCAGGGUAUUCCCCCGACAACAAGGUCAAGGCGGAGGUGGCCAGGCUGGUGGAGUAGGUGGUUCAUGCACAUGUCUUACUGGCACUCCGACUGGCACUGGUCAAGGUGCUCCAACAGUUCAGGCAGUCCGCAGACAACAACAACCCCAGGGCGGUCAGGGCAACAUCCAUCUCUUCUCCAACGUCUAUCCCAACGACACCAUCGGCCGUACUCUUCUCAACUCCCCUCAAUUUGUUCGCCUCGAAGGUGACAAGAACCAAGUCUUGGCUUGGACUCGCUACCAACCCAACGGAAAUGUCACAGUCCUCAACCAAAUGUCACAAAAUGGUAAUUUGACCGUUGGCAAUGGCACUCGCUGGCGCAACUUGAACGUCUUCGAAGUCAACGGCGUCUUCAUCCCACCCGGCAACGUUUCCACCGCCCUUACCGCUGUCGGCGACGCACCUCUCGUUUCUGUCGCCAACCAAGUCCAGGUCCCAGGGUCGGAUGGAUCCAACACUUCCGCCAUCGAAGCUCUUCAACAAACCCGCGGUUUUACCCUCUUCGCUCCAGCUUCUGAGGCGUUCACCUCUCAGGUUAACGAGACUAUCCAAGGCAUUCAGGACGAUCCUUCCGAGUUGCUCGCCGUCUUCCAGAACCACUACGUGAACGGCUCGACUGUCUACUCCCCCACCCUCCGAGAAUACGCCGCCAACAGCACUGGUAAUGACGACGACGGUGGCAGCCCACAUCUCACCAGCGCCGCCGGGCAGUACUUCACCUUCUCCACCAACGACACCGGCUUGUACGUCCGCGUCAGCGACGACACCACAGCCCGCAUCAUCCGACCCGACAUCUUGACCGAGAACGGUGUCAUCCACCUCGUCGACACCGUCCUCCUCAGCACCGACGACAACUCGGGUGUGGCGAGUUCUGCUUACGCUUCAGCCAGCUCUGCUGCUACGGAAUCUUCGACCGACACACAGGCCAUCAUCUUCCCCGUGCCCACUGGCGGUAGUCAGAUGUCGGCUUCGGAGGGCCAGUCUAUGACCUCGUCCUCGAUGGAGUCGUCUGCCACAUCUGCCACAUCUUCUGAGGCGGAGCAGACUUCGACCUCGACUACGAGUGAGACUGGUGGUGGUGGUGGUGGUGGUGGUGGUGAGACUUCGCCUACUCCUUCAAGCUUCCGUGUGCGACGAGCAUUGGAUGCUUUGGGUGCUUAA
Molecule: messenger RNA, 1959 nt
Organism: Coprinopsis cinerea okayama7#130
Lineage: Eukaryota; Fungi; Basidiomycota; Agaricomycetes; Agaricales; Psathyrellaceae
Exons: 4
Coding region: 1-1959 (652 amino acids)
Biological process (GO): macroautophagy
Cellular component (GO): fungal-type vacuole membrane
Source: RefSeq, a predicted model, not a curated record